AUGGGGAAACGCAGUCAAAUCACCGAAGCUACCGAGCCUCGGCCGUCCAAAAAAUCCAAGUCAGACAAAUUAAACAAGCGCAAAGCCAAGCAAGAUGAAGACGACAAUGAAAUUUCUUCGGCAGGAAAAAGCAGGUACUUCGAAGCUCCUGCCCUCAGCAACCUCCCGCAAUCUCAAAUCGAUCUGUUUCUUGAGGAAAAAAUCAUCAAGUUUACCGAUCCUACUGCCGAUGGCACGGCCCUUCGCCCACUCAUCUCGUUUGACUACUUACCAGCUUGCGACGGUGACUUGUAUAGUCCGCUGAAAGCUUUUUCGAGCCCAACGCCCAUCCAGGCUGCUACCUGGCCCCUUCUUUUCGCAGGCCGUGAUGUUAUUGGUAUCGCAGAGACUGGUAGCGGCAAAACUUUGGGUUUUGGUUUGCCUUGCUUGAAGGGUUUAAUGGACUCGAAGCGAAGCAGGAAGCCAUACCACCCAGCAGCCGUAAUCAUAUCACCAACCCGAGAGCUUGCAAUGCAGAUCUAUGACCAGCUCCAAAAAUUUGCGGAGGUCGCUAAGGCGGGCGUAACAUGUAUCUAUGGCGGUGUGGGGAAGGAUGCACAACGCGAGGCCCUGAAAACAGCAGCCAUUGUGGUUGCCACCCCAGGCCGUUUGAAGGACCUUCAGAAUGACGGUUCUGUCAACCUUGGGAAGGUCAAGUAUUUGGUUCUGGACGAGGCUGAUCGCAUGCUUGAUAAGGGGUUUGAACAAGAUAUCAAGGAUAUAAUUCAGCCUAUGCCCGUUUCUAGACGACAGACCGUUAUGUUCACUGCUACCUGGCCUCGGUCUGUCCGCGAUCUGGCACAAGGCUUUAUGAAAACACCGGUGACUCAAGAAGUCGAGGUUGUGGAUCCCAGGGACAAGGAGGGUCGACUCAUCCAGCUCCUCAAUCGUUCCCAGAGAGGACAUAAAAACCCUGAGAAGGUUCUGGUCUUCUGCCUGUACAAGAAAGAGGCCAUGCGAAUUGAGAGACUCAUCAAAACCAAGGGGUUCAAGGUCGCGGGGAUCCACGGUGAUUUGAACCAAUCUGAUCGAUUUCGAAACCUUGAAGCCUUUAAAACGGGCAAUGCUACCGUCCUUGUGGCCACCGACGUGGCUGCACGGGGAUUAGACAUUCCUGCCGUCAAGUUGGUCAUCAAUGUUACAUUUCCUCUCACUGUUGAGGACUAUGUCCAUCGCAUUGGACGAACAGGCCGUGCUGGAGCGGAGGGGCAUGCCAUUACCUUAUUUACUGAGCAAGAUAAGGGCCUAGCAGGCGGACUGGUCAAUGUUCUCAAGGCUGCCAAGCAAGAUGUCCCAGAGUCCUUGUUGAAGUUCGGCACUACGGUCAAGAAGAAGCAACACGAUGCAUACGGUGCAUUCUUCAAAGAUGUCGACACUGAAAAAAAAGCAACCAAGAUUGUGUUUGAUGAUUAG
Molecule: messenger RNA, 1452 nt
Organism: Penicillium chermesinum
Lineage: Eukaryota; Fungi; Ascomycota; Eurotiomycetes; Eurotiales; Aspergillaceae
Gene: dbp3
Product: RNA-dependent ATPase DBP3
Exons: 3
Coding region: 1-1452 (483 amino acids)
Biological process (GO): rRNA processing
Cellular component (GO): nucleolus
Molecular function (GO): ATP binding; RNA helicase activity; RNA binding
Source: RefSeq, a predicted model, not a curated record